Molecule: messenger RNA, 2520 nt
Organism: Didymodactylos carnosus
Lineage: Eukaryota; Metazoa; Rotifera; Eurotatoria; Philodinida; Philodinidae
Source: the annotation of a GenBank genome assembly
AUGUCGAAUGUAACUGGAAUAGAAUUACGAAAAGUUCGACCUGAAGCAGUAAACGACAGAAGUGUACUCGAAUCAGUUGUCGACUUCCUUCAAGAUGUUGUGGAAAAAGUGCCUCAGGCAUACACAACAAGUCGUGUACCUAAUACUGAACAAUUAGAACCAAUUGAAUGGCUACGUUUUAUGCAAAAUGCACAAGAAUGGCAUCCAAAUUUACGUUAUGAUACCCUCGUAUUAAUAAUUGGCUUCAAAACUGGUGUCCAAUUAUGGACAAUUGAUACAAACGGUAUCGCAUUAGAAUUAUUUUCGAUAAAAGAACAUAAUAUAUCGUCAAGUUGUCUAUUAUUCACGCCACAUAACCGUUUGUAUGGAGAUGAUCCGUACAUCAAUCAACGACCGUUAAUCGUUUUUACAAAAUCGAUUGGAUCACCAUCGAUCCAGAUUCGUUCAUUGAAAUAUGAUCAUCAACAUCAGCAUGUUAAAACUAUUUUAUUGCAGACAGACUCAACAGGAAUUGAUUCAAAUAAGUAUGCACUUGUAUGUUCGACCCAAGCAUCGAUUAUUGGCUAUGAUCUUGUCAAAUUUGAAGAAAAAUUUCUUAUAUCAACAUGUUAUGCAAAUAAUUUGUAUCAUAAUUUGAAAUUAAAUAAUCCAUUUGCUUUAUCCACAAGAUGGUUAGCAUUUGUUGACUAUCGCCUCAAUUUAGGACAUCAAUCACAAGGUGGUAUUAAUACAAACGAACCAUAUUCAUCUUAUACUGGUGUUGUACUAAAUGCCGCCAAAUCAUUAUCAAAAAGCGUUGUUAAAAUUGGUGAAAGUGUUUUAAAUACAAUGUCAUCACAAUCUUCAACGAUGGCUUCACAAUCUAAUUUGACAGAUUCGAAACCAUCCACAUCUGUCUCAUUACAACAACAAAAACAUCAUCAUACAUCAACAAAUAGUAGUAAUUCAACAACAACAAGGCAUAGAAAUGGUUCAGGAAAAGAUGAUUCACAAGCGGGAAUCGUUACCAUCGUCGAUACAUUAAAAUUAUUUGGGUCGUCAAUUCAUGAUGAUAAACAAAAUUGGAUAGUUGCUCAUUUCCAAGCUCAUAGUGAACCGGUUAGUUAUUUACAUUUUAAUCCAAGUGGUCAUUUACUUGUCACUUGUGAUGAUUGUGGCCAUUACUUCAAUGUAUUAGAAAUACAAACAUCGCCGUAUCGUUGUACACGAACAUACGUCAAACAUUUAUAUACACUUUUUCGCGGUGAUACCGAUUGUAAAAUUGCUCAUAUGACAUUUACAUACGAUUCAAGAUGGUUAGCAGUAUCAACAAAACGUGGUACAACACAUUUAUUUGCAAUGAAUCCUUAUGGUGGCUCUGUAAAUAUUCGCACACACAGCAAAGCCUAUGUUGUUAAUAAAGCCAGUCGUUAUCAUCGAACAGCUGGUUUAGACGAUCAUUCACAUGUAUUCGAAACACGUCGAUCGUACGCAACAAAUAAUGAACAAACUAAAACGGAGAUUAAUAGUAAUAAUUCAUCGGCAAUAAAUAAAAAUAACUCAACCAAUUAUAAUAAAAAUUCAAAACAACGUACAAAUGACUCGUUAUUAUUGCCUGCUGUCACGUUAAUACGGCAACCAACGGAUGGUCUCACUGGUAGUUUAAGUGCACCGUUUAAUGUUGAUUGUUUAUGUCUAGCAGCUAUAUUUGGAGUUACACGUGCAUUUAUUAAUCCAGAAGAUAGCAUCACACAUCAGGAACAACGACCGUGUUAUUCAUUCUUUGUUAUUAGCUGGCAUGGAAGAUUAAUUGAAUAUGUACUAGAACCAGGACCAGAUACAACAAAAAAUACACGUGUUACAUCUGAAACACCACUAAUUUUAACAGCUUAUCCGAAAGCGCAAUGGCCUUUGCAGAAAUGUACAACAUGGCCAGAAGUACGUAUGGAACUUGGCUACGCAGCACUAUCUCAAGGCAAUACAUUUACUCGUCCAUCAUCGGCUACAAAAAUUAAUUUUAAAGAUGACUGGCUAAGACAAGUGGAAAUGAAUACCCAUGUGGGACCGGCUCGACGCUUAUGGAUGGGUCCACAAUUUCAAUUUAAAACCUAUUCUGAGGCAACAGUGAGUGUUUGCCAUCCAAAUUCAAGUGUCUUCACUGCUGAUCUACCACAAAACUCAAUGAAUCUUGUUGAAGCUGAUUUAAAAUCGUUACCCAUGCAAUGGUCAAAAUCAACUCCUGUACAAAUGCCAAACAUGCAGAAAGAUAUAUCUCCUGCUUACAUUGAAGUGGGCUCGGGUAGUUUUCAAGAUGCACCAUCAUUAAGUAUUUAUGGUAGUUCGUUUGAUAGUUUAAAAUCUGAUUUUGAAGUUGAACUUGUAGAAAAAUUAUUUGAGGCGGCAAAUGAUUCCACUCUAAAAAAUGGUAGUAAUGGUGACAAUGAUUCAUUAUGUUCAUCAACGUGUAGUAGUACAAUUCGUGGUCAAAAUUCAAUGACAGAUAUGAUUCCAUCAUUUCCGGACGCUGAUGCACCCGAUUAA